Aureobasidium melanogenum CBS 110374 is the source of this 660-nucleotide messenger RNA. RefSeq names its product ribosomal protein L10e. Lineage: Eukaryota; Fungi; Ascomycota; Dothideomycetes; Dothideales; Saccotheciaceae. The record is from RefSeq and is a predicted model, not a curated record. The coding region runs from base 1 to 660 and encodes 219 amino acids. Gene Ontology annotation, cellular component: cytosolic large ribosomal subunit; ribosome. Gene Ontology annotation, molecular function: structural constituent of ribosome. The transcript has 4 exons. Gene Ontology annotation, biological process: ribosomal large subunit assembly; translation.
AUGGCUCGUCGUCCCGCUCGUUGCUACCGCUACUGCAAGAACAAGCCCUACCCUAAGUCGCGCUUCAACCGCGGUGUCCCCGACCCUAAGAUUCGCAUCUUCGAUCUCGGCCGCAAGCGUGCUGGUGUCGAUGAGUUCCCUCUCUGCAUCCACCUCGUCUCCAACGAGUACGAGCAGUUGAGUUCCGAGGCUCUUGAAGCCGCCCGUAUUUGCGCCAACAAGUACCUCGUCAAGUCUGGUGGCAAGGACUCCUUCCACUUGCGUGUCCGUGCCCACCCUUACCACGUCGUCCGUAUCAACAAGAUGUUGUCUUGCGCUGGUGCCGAUAGACUGCAAACCGGUAUGCGUGGUGCCUGGGGUAAGCCCAACGGCACUGUCGCCCGUGUCAACAUUGGCCAGAUUCUCCUGUCUGUCCGCUGCCGUGACUCCUCGCGCGCUGUCGCCAUCGAGGCUCUCCGCCGCUCCCAGUACAAGUUCCCUGGUCGUCAGAAGAUCGUCGUCUCCAAGAACUGGGGCUUCACUCCCCUCCGCCGUGAGGAGUACGUCGCCAAGCGCCAGGAGGGCCGCGUCCGUGUCGACGGUGCCUACGUCCAGUUCCUCCGCAACAAGGGUCCCCUUGAGUACAACAUGCGCCGCUUCCCCGACGCCUUCUCCGCUUAA